Messenger RNA from Cataglyphis hispanica, 2601 nucleotides. RefSeq names its product sodium-coupled neutral amino acid transporter 9-like. Gene Ontology annotation, biological process: amino acid transmembrane transport. Lineage: Eukaryota; Metazoa; Arthropoda; Insecta; Hymenoptera; Formicidae. Bases 391 to 2151 code for a protein of 586 amino acids. Gene Ontology annotation, molecular function: amino acid transmembrane transporter activity. The transcript has 11 exons. The record is from RefSeq and is a predicted model, not a curated record.
UGGAAAUUUUUCAAUUUACCCUACGACUUAUAUAGAGUCGCGGAAGGUUCACUGAUAUCGAACAUCAUUCCGCUAAGUUUACGAUAACUUUUCGUGUGGUUCUUUCCUUUUUAAUCAUCGGCUGUAAUUUGAACUUGAAAAAAAAAAGAUACAUUUAUCGUUUCGAUAAAACUGUACAUGUGCUUUGAGAAAUAAGUUAUUGAAUCCGCUAUCUCCGCUCGCACCUUGUGAACGAUAUUAAACGGUACAUUUGAUAUUUUUAUUUAAAAAAUGACAUGUGCAUAAUACAUAUCUUGUAAUGUGUAUAAUAUGGAUCUUGUAAUUCAUUAACACAACAAUAAAAUGACGCGUCGUUUAAUUGCAUAAGACUUUAAUCGUCAAGAACGUAUUAUGUACAAGUCUCGCAUUUACCGAGGUGGUAGCGAUACCUCUCCACGAGACAGCGGAUCCGAAAGCACACCGUUUCUCUCCUCGGAAUCUCGCACGAGCCUAGAACUAUCGACGAUAUCCGAUGACUUGGAUAGCGACUUAGAUCCGAACCCCGCUGGCUGUUCUUUCAAAUAUGGGAGCAUCGACACCACCAGUUAUAGCACAACCCUAACAGCUGUACCAAAAAGGCCGCCCCCUCUAACGCUGAAUAACGAGUUAUAUCUUUCGGCAGCGGCGCACUCGCCUUGCAACGUGAAUCUCAUCCAUGAGAAGAAUUACGAGGCGCGUAACAUCGACCUGAUAUUAACAAACGAAAAUGUCGAUCCGAAAAAAUCAUACGGGAUAGAUUUUACACGUGGAUCACAAUUUCAACCAGACAUGGUGAAUGCCUCGUGCAAGGAUCUCAAGCUGAAGCAGAGUUCAUUGGUCACUAUAUUUUCAAUAUGGAAUACAAUAUUGGGAUCGUCGUUAUUGACUAUGCCAUGGGGAAUCGGAAUGGCCGGAUUCUUUCCUGGGAUUAUCCUCAAUUUACUGAUGAGCGGUUUAUGCUUAUACACAGCUUACCGUCUCAUAGUUGUACAUGCGUAUCACGGUGGAGGAGAAAAUAUAGAGGUCCUAGACUUGAGUCGAAUAUAUCUCGGCAAAUGGGCAGAAUAUAUUGCCAAAAUCUUUAGUAUUGCCGUGCUGCUGGGCGCAACUAUAGCUUAUUGGAUAUUGAUGGCUAAUUUCUUGUACAAUAGCGUGAAUUUUAUUUAUGAUAAUGCAGCUGUUUGGCCGACGCAGCAUCCUAUACCUGAGAACAUUUCGCAUACAGAAGUCUUAUGUCCGACAAAAGAAACUCAAGCUAACGAUACUGUCGUAAUAUAUGAGAAAACAUUUGAUGCAUUGGGACCAGCGUGGGAUUUACGCAAUACUGUUCCUGGGUUUUUAGCUAUAUUGAUAUUUCCAUUAUUAAAUUUUAAUAGUACGACAUUUUUUACAAAAUUUAAUUCCCUCGGAACAGUGUCAAUUAUAUAUUUGGUUAUUUUCAUUCUGAUAAAAUCCGCAUCAUGGGGCAUUAAUAUGGAUCAAACCGAAUGGGCAACAAGUUGGGUAAUACGACCCACAUUUCCAGCCCUCACUGGAAUGCUGGCAAUGUCAUUCUUUAUCCACAAUAUUAUAAUCAGUAUAAUGAAAAAUAAUCGUAAUCAAAAGAACAAUGGAAGGGAUUUAACUAUAGCAUAUAUUCUCGUCACAUUAACUUAUAUCAUCGUUGGAGCAGUAUUUUACAUAUGCUUUCCUCUGCCAAAAUCAUGCAUACAAGAUAAUCUAUUGAAUAAUUUUCAAAGGUGGGAUGGCUUUACAUUAGGUGCUCGUAUAGUAUUACUUUUCCAAUUAAUGACCGUCUAUCCUUUGCUUGCAUAUAUGCUGCGUGUGCAAUUGCUCUCAUCAAUAUGUAAAAGAGUAUCCAACAAGAGCUUGUCAUUAGUGCUCAUCAUUAAUCUUAUACUGGUUUCUAUAUGUAUUUUGUUCGCGACCUUUAUGCCUUACAUUGGAACUAUCGUUAGAUAUACUGGCGCUCUAAGCGGAUUUAUCUACGUCUUUACUUUGCCGAGUUUACUGCACUUGUCGAUUUUAAAGAAAGAAGAAAAAUUAACCACGUGUUCCAUAUUAAUUCACUUAAGUAUACCUGUCAUUGGAAUUAUCAAUCUCAUUGCUCAAUUUUUCAUUACAAAUUAUUGAUUAUAUAAUUAAAAUCUCAUCAUCUCAUAAUCUGUGUGAUUGCGUUUAUAUGAUACUUAAAAUUAAUUACAUAUAAGUAAUUGUAUGCAUUGCUAUGUAUACUUCAAGAGAGAGAAAGAGAGAUGAAAUCCUAUAGUGUUUUACAAUUAUAUUAAGAAAAAACAUAAUGGAUAAAAAAGCAUUAAAUGCAAUUUAUAUAUUGAAUUUAUUACUUGGAAGAGAAUUCAUUAAAAUUGAAAACUGUAUUAGAUAUAAGAAAACAUACCUAAGAUUACAUGUAUUUAGUCACUUUGUCAUAGUGAAGAAUAUAAUUUAAUACUCAAGAAAGAGAGACACACAUAUGUCAACUUGAUAAAGACGUAAAUCUAUUUUUUUGUAUGAUUAAAAUUUUUAAUGCUACAAGUCUUAUACUGUCAAUGCAAAAUAUUAAAUAUACAACAAUUAUUUCUA